Molecule: messenger RNA, 497 nt
Organism: Clunio marinus
Lineage: Eukaryota; Metazoa; Arthropoda; Insecta; Diptera; Chironomidae
Source: the annotation of a GenBank genome assembly
AUGAAUCUUACGGAUAUAACAGUGAAAACAAGUGGAGAUGUUCCCCAAUCGCAAUUGGACUUGAUGAUGUGGAUAAACAGAUUUUCAAUAAUUCUUAUGACUUUUUUAAUGUCAACUUCACUUUUUUACACUGUUUACGACAUUUUUAUUGAGAAGCGGAAGAAAAUAAAUCAAAGCAAAGGAUUACUCUUUUUCUCUUUAUACACUACUGGAAGAAAACUUUUUAAUUUGAAACGAGAUGGCAAGGAAGUGAUCGGAUGUCUCGAAGGAUUACGAGCACUAUCGAUACUUCAUAUCGUGUACUUUCAUUCAUAUUUCUUUCGAUUGUUGACAACCCACAGCGAUGAGAAUCUGUUGAGAGAGUUUCUAAGAACAAGAUUUGCUGAAUUUGUUUCGGGUAUGCAUAUGCAUGUUGACACAUUUUUCGUCAUUAGUGCAUUGCUCACAACCAAAGCUGUUCUAAAAGAUUUUGAAUUAAAACGAUACAAUUAUUUUAA